Messenger RNA from Ceratotherium simum simum (southern white rhinoceros), 688 nucleotides. The record is from RefSeq and is a predicted model, not a curated record. NCBI's taxonomy places the organism in Eukaryota, Metazoa, Chordata, Mammalia, Perissodactyla, Rhinocerotidae.
AUGUUAGCGGCCCUAAGCCCCGGGGGCUCUGAGCAGCAGGAGCGCCCCGCAGCUCUCCCGGGGCUGGUGCGCGAUCCGCACGGGCUGCAGGACCCGGGAGAGGGCCCCGUCCCCGCGGCGCAGCAGGUGGGCGAGGCGAGGGGGCUGCCGGCGGGCGGCCCCGAGAGGCUCUUGGGCGCCCCUCGGGGGCAGAGGGACGGCGCUGAGGCCCCCAAGGCCUCGAAGGCCGCUUGGCUCGGGCCCCCGGGCAGGGAGGCGUCGGCGAGCGUGAGCGCGGCGCAGCAGGAGACGGCUCUGCAGCGGCUGCUGGAGCUGCACCGGGAGGCCCGGUGCCGGCGGCGGCAGGACCGCGAGCAGCAGCGGCUCCGGGUCCUGGAACGCCUCCGCAUCGCCAGGAACCGCCACUGCCGGGUUCACCCCCUGGGGCCCCCACCCUGCCCGGCUCAGCUCCCGCCGCAGGAGGACGCGGCGGGGCAGCGGCGCGCCCUGCGGGAGCAACUGGAACAGGUGCACCGGGAGAGGACCGGGGGGCUGCGGGCCCUCGGGGCCAGGAACACCCAGAACUUCCAGCAGCUACUGUGGCCCCCUGGCGCUGAGGAGCCUGCACCAGGAGAGUAGUGCUCACGCUUCCCCGCCCCCUGUGGCCAUUGCUGAACCUUCAAGGGGAAGAUUAAAGACACUGCGGUUA